CCGCAGUUACUGCGCUGGCAACUUGGCAUGCACAGUGCCCUCCCCCCGUCACCUAACUGCUGCUGCUUGCCAUUACCCCCUUCCUUGGAGCUCCACUCCCUCCAAGCCUAUAAAUCCGCGCUCUCCCCGGUGCUCUCCCCAUCGCUCGCCUUUGGAUCAUCGAUCGGAGCAAGCAAGCUCGCUCUCCACUCAUAGCAAUAAAAGCCCGCAAUGGGUCGGGAGGUGCUCGGUGGUGCGCCGACUAAUAGUAAUGCGCAGGCGUUGUGCCGCCGGGUCGUCGGCCACCUCCCGCUCCUCCUCGCCGGCGCGGCGCUCCUCGCCGCGGUCCCGCGGCUGCCGGCCCCGGCGAACAGGCUGCUGGCGAACGGCCUCCUGCGGGAGCUGGCCGCCCUGGGCGUGAGCGCGCCGGCGGUGGCGGUGGCCUGCUGGGCGGCGGCGGUGGCGGCGUGGGCGUACGCCGUGUCGCGCCCCCGGCCCGUGUACCUGGUGGAGCUGUCCGGGUACGUCGCCGGCGAGGCGCACGAGGCGUCCCGCGCCAAGACGGUGGCGCACUUCGGGCGGUGCGGGCGGUUCAGCGCGGAGAGCAUGGCGUUCCAGAAGCGGAUGCUGGAGCGGUCGGGGCUCGGGGAGCGGACCCACUUCCCGGCGUCGCUGAUCCGCGUGCCCGUGGACAUGUGCCUCCGCACGGCGCGGGAGGAGUCGCACGCCGUCAUCUUCGGCGUGGUGGAGGACGUGCUCCGGCGGGCCGGCGUCGCCGCCGCCGACGUCGGCGUGCUCAUCUUCAACUCCAGCCUGCUCAGCACCACGCCGUCCUUCACCUCGCUCAUCGCCAACCGGUACGGCAUGAGGCACGACGUCGUCAGCCACAACCUCAGCGGCAUGGGAUGCAGCGCCGGCAUCAUAGCCAUCGACCUCGCGAAGCGGCUGCUCCAGGUGCACCCGGACACGUACGCGCUGGUGGUGAGCACGGAGAACAUCACCCUGAACGCCUACAUGGGCAACCACCGGCCGAUGCUGGUGACCAACACGCUCUUCCGCGUCGGCGGCGCCGCCAUCCUCCUCUCCAACCGCCGCGGCGACCGCGGCCGGGCCAAGUACCAGCUCAUCCACACCGUCCGCACCCACCGCGGCGCGCACGACCAGAGCUUCACCUGCGUCACGCAGGAGGAGGACGCCGCCGGCUGCGUCGGCGUCUCCCUCUCCAAGGACCUCAUGCUCGUCGCCGGCGAGGCCCUGCGCACCAACAUCACCACGCUGGGGCCCCUCGUCCUCCCCAUGUCCGAGCAGCUCCGCUUCCUCGCCACCGUCGUCCUCACCCGCGUCUUCCGCGCCAACGUCCGCGCCUACCUCCCCGACUUCCGCCUCGCCUUCGACCACUUCUGCAUCCACGCCGGCGGCCGCGGCGUGCUGGACGAGCUCGAGCGCAGCCUCAAGCUCAGCGCCUGGCACAUGGAGCCCUCCAGGAUGACGCUCUGCCGCUUCGGCAACACCUCCAGCAGCUCGCUCUGGUACGAGCUCGCCUACAGCGAGGCCAAGGGCCGCAUCCGGAAGGGCGACCGGGUCUGGCAGAUCGCCUUCGGCUCAGGGUUCAAGUGCAACAGCGCCGUCUGGAAGGCGCUCCGGACGGUCCCCGGCGGCGAGGACGGCAACCCGUGGACGCCGGAGCUCGACGUGCUCCCCAUCCACGUGCCCAAGGUCGCGCCCGUCGACGAGACCACCUACACGUUCCCGGACGGGGUCACCUACAAGGUGGAGGAGGUCCUCAAGGUCAAUUCGUAACAAGCAGAGGUAACUACGUUGAAGAAGCAGGCCAGCAGCUGCCUAGCUAGCUAGCUAGCAGCGCCGUACGUGCGUACGUUAUUUGCCAGGCUUGAUGAUAGAUAAUGGUGCAUGCCGGGCCUUAUUAGCUAGCUAGUAGGGCUUCAUUUGCUUACUAGCUAUUUUCCGUGAUUUGUAAUGUAAAGCUUAUUAACUUGCGAUGAAAUUAAUUCCAAUCCACCUUCUUGUCCUAUGGUUUUCAUUU
Messenger RNA from Panicum virgatum (switchgrass), 2023 nucleotides. Its product is annotated as probable 3-ketoacyl-CoA synthase 20. Gene Ontology annotation, biological process: fatty acid biosynthetic process. Lineage: Eukaryota; Viridiplantae; Streptophyta; Magnoliopsida; Poales; Poaceae. Gene Ontology annotation, cellular component: membrane. Bases 211 to 1779 code for a protein of 522 amino acids. The record is from RefSeq and is a predicted model, not a curated record. The transcript is spliced from 2 exons. Gene Ontology annotation, molecular function: acyltransferase activity, transferring groups other than amino-acyl groups.